CUGUUCAAACAGGAAUUUAACAUGCGUCAGAAUACUGAUGUCCUGUUAAAUAAACUGAACAUUUUAAUCUUUUUUAAAGUGUAUUAUAUUCAGUCGACACCGCAUCUUUGGUGAACACCGUAUAGUUUGGAGCAACCAUAGAUUGUUAGGAACAGAUUUUUACGGCGUAUGUAUUUGGAUGAUUAGUUUAAUUUGUAGUUUAGAUGUGAUGGAAACCCAGCUGGUUGAGUUAAGAAAAUGGAAAAGUAUGAUGAGGAUCUGUUGGACAAUCCAUUCUUUACGGCAUUACAGAACCAACACUCAGCUCUCUUUGAUACUGUAACAACAUGUAGAUAUACUGUGUGUGUCCCCCGGCAUGGAGCUGCUCGAACUGCAAACCUGAAUGAAGCUGAAUUUGAAGACCACAUUUUGAUCCCCACUGAAAAUGAAGAGGGACAAAAUGGUCACCAGUUGCAAAGAACAGUUUCUGGAAAAACUGUAUAUAUAUCAAAUGGGCAGAUUCAUUUACAAGAUAAUUUUGCUAAUAAACUGAAGAUCAACAUUUUAUUUGAAGAAACCUUUUACAAUGCUGCCGAUGAAUCAUAUCGUGUUUUGUGUGUUGAACAAAUUUUCAAUUCCGACCAGUCCAAAUGUGAAUCAACACCGCAAUUCUACAGAACCCCAACUACUUACAAAGAUUGUAUAGAACUGCUCUGGGGAGACUCAACCAAUAGAAAAACAAGGGAAAACUUGGAUAAAGUUUUACAGCAAUUUAUCUAUGUUUAUGAAAGGCUGGAUGUGUAUAACUUUCGAAGCAUUGUUGAUGUUGCUAGUGCUCAGUAUACAAAAUCCAUGCAGCUUCUACUUCGGGAUCCAACUUUGAAAAAUCGAGCAAGACACAAUCCAGUUUAUAUGGACUGUUUGAAAGUUGCCGCAGAGACUUAUGUGUUGCAUCAGCUUCAUAAAAGUCUCUUUGGAGCUCUCACACUUUGCAUGGCAUCUGAUGAUGCUGAAAUCAACAAAUGUACACGAAAUCUGAAAGAGCUGCAGUGUCAUCAUUUAGACAUUCGGGAAGCAUUCAUCAAUAAUAUUCCCAUUGCAAGGAAAGAAAUCGCCCGUCUCAAUAAAUACAGCACACCUAUGGGAAAACUCUAUUGUAUCCAACGGUUAAUUGCAUUUUUAAUGCGUUCUCCAAAAUCUCCUGCAUCUACUCCUGAAGGUGAUAGUGAAGCUCUUUCAGAUGUGAUGACUUCCGAUGACCUUUUACCAUUGCUCAUUUUUAUAAUUGUUAAAUCUGAAAUUCCUAAUUGGUGCUCCAACUUAGCUUAUGUCCAGCAUUUCAAUUUUUCCCGUGCGUCAAACAAAGAUGAAUACAGUUAUUAUCUGGCUACAAUUGAAGCUGCAUUAGAACAGAUACGAAGUGGUAAAGUGAAGAUUAUACCUUCUACUUCAUCCAAUAUUCAGUGGUUUGAUUCUUCUGUGGAUGUUGUGAUUGGUGACACUACAGAUACUGUACCCUCUCCGAUAUUUGAAAGUAACAAAACCCCAGAACUCAGUCCUACAGAUAUCUUUUUCCAACAUAUAGAAGGUGGAGAUGAAAAUGCCGUGAAAGUCUUUCUAAAUCGACAGAAUGAAAUGGCUGACCAAGCCCGCCGCAAACUCUGUCACCCUUUAUGUUCAUGUGAUAAAUGUGAAACUCUGAUGAGAGAAACUCGCCGUGACUCUAGUUUAGUCACUCCAUCUACUCGAGAUGAUAGAGGUUAUACAGCUCUCCAUGUUGCUGCUGCGGCUGGCCAUGCAGAAUUGAUCGACAUUUUGGUAUACCAUGGUGCAUCAGUUGAUGCAACAGACUAUAUGGGACUGACCCCCAUGCACCUUGCUUGUCAAAAAGGAUUCCAGAGUGUAGCUUUGCUUCUGGUUCAUUUUGGGUGUAACCUGCAUUUAACAGACAAUGAUGGCAACACACCUUUGCAUUCUUGUGCUGCCAAUGGACAUGAGGAAUGUGUGAAAGCUCUUGUUUUCAGUGACUGUGGUAAUGGUAAAUUGAAUAUUGAUGCUGUAAAUGAUGCUGGAGAUACUGCAUUGCAUUUAGCUGCCAAAUGGGGAUAUGAGAACAUUGUGGAAACUCUAAUAGAAAAUAAUGCUCGCACAGACAUUCGUAACAGGAAAAAGCAAUUCCCCAUGAAUUGUGCCCACAAUACUCAUAUCCAGCAAUUAUUGUUAUGUGCCCCGACAGAUGAAAUGAGGCAGAGUUAUUAUGCAGGCCGAUAUUCUCCAGAACGUAAGACUGUGCCAUUAUAUUCAUCUUCUAUAGCUACAUCCUCUGUUUCCAGUUCAAAUUUGUACGUUGAACAGUCUCAGACUACUGUCAAUUCUAAAUAUAGACAACAGGAAAAAUUAUUCAAGGCUAUUAAAAACCAUGAUGUGCAGUUGGUUCGUUUCUACCUCGGGUUGUCAAGUGAUUCUGAAAAUAAACUAAAGACACAGCAGAGUUUGGAUUCUGCAAUGGGUAUUGAAAAUCUCUGCCAUCCACUUUGUCAGUGUGAAAAAUGUGCUGUCUUACAAAAGUCUUUAAAAGAGCUGCUAUCUCAAGGAUAUAAGUUAGCAAAGAAACAGAAUGACAUCGAUAUUAACAAGCGCAAUUGUCAAGGACUCACAGCUCUUCAUUUAACAGUCCAAGCGAACAGCUUAGAAUUAGCAAAAACUAUGCUAGAAGCAGGGGCACACAUUAACUGUUUGUCAGAGGAUGGUUUUACUCCACUUCAUUUGGCUUGCAUGAAUGAUGAUGUAGAGAUGGUUGAGUUACUGUUAUCAUAUGGAGCCAAAGUGAACUUAGCUGACCAUUGUGGGAAUAGUCCUUUACAUCACAGUUGUCAUAAGGCAAAUAUUCCUUUAGCUACUCUGCUACUAGAGCAUGGUGCUCGAGUAAACCAACGUAACCAUAUUGGAAGCACCUGUUUGCAUGAGGCAGUGGGUACCAACAAUGCAAAUUUAGUGGCCUUGCUACUUGAGGCUGGUGCUAAUAUCAGUCUAGUAAAUCUUUUAAAUCUGUCUCCAGUGCAUUUAGCAGAGAACCAAAGUAUUAAACAUUUAUUGGUGAGUUUCCUAAACACUAAAGAACCACAAGGAUCAGAAGCAAUCUUUUAAUAUUCAAUCUUCCAGUUUAAUUCCAGGUGAAUAAACCUUGCCAUUAUAAAUGAAUUGAAGCAACAUUUCCAGAAAAGUCCACUGUCAACAGUAAAGCCAUGUUUUCUUCUGCUUCACAUGAGAAAGAAAACACCCUAUCAGUCUUUGCAAAAAUUUUAAUGGUUUCUUUUGACGCACAAUCAAUUCUCUAUUUGCAUUGAACCAUGUAAUUUGAAGAUAUUUUAAUCUUUUAAGAAAUCCACAAUGAUUAGAAAUUGAUCUCCACAGAUUAUAAAGGCAUGUACAACUUUAUAUUAAAUGAUAUUUGUUGUUUGUUUUUAACAAAAAUACCAACUUCACUGUUUUCCCCUUCUAAUUAUAAUACUUCUUUAUCUCUAAUUGCAAUACCUGUUUUUUUUUUAAAUCUUGAAAGGGUCUUUUUUUCCAAUUCUUUUAUCUUUACACAACCUGGUCAUUAACUAUUCUAUCCAAAAUACUGAAUUUCCUUUGUAUUCUUUGAUUUUAUCCUUCUGUCACUUAUUUUCCCACCUCUUCCUAAUUGAACUUAAUAUUUGCAAUUAAAUUAAAAUACUAUUGUCAUAUUGGUCCAUAUUGGUCCACAUGCCAUGCUAUUCAAUAACUAACAUGAUAAUUCAGUGUAUGUAUUUUACAGUGUUAAAUUACAUAAUUAAGAUAGUAUUACUGGAAGUUUCGCAUUGCCUCGAGGUCCUCUCGUAAGACAUAGCUACAGCUUUCAUGAAGCUUUGUGUUUCUGAAUAAACUACAUCUCAGUUAUGGAAUACACUUACCAGUGGAAUUACUGGUCUGCUAAAAUGAAACUCACAUUAAUUACUAAUGUGAUAUAUUGUGAAAGACUAUUUAACUAGUUUAUUAUAUGAUUUAAAAAAAUUUUUAUCAGUAGAUCAGCAUUUAGCUAUUUUGAUCUUCACCUUAUUGUAAAAUGUAUUUCUACUAUAUUCAAAAGAAUAUAUAGUUUGGGGAAAUAAUGUUCCAAGACUGUUAUAAUGAAAUGACAUGCCAUCUUAUUCUAUUGAAGUGAUUUGUAUCUCAUUGUAUUGAUGAGUUUUUUUUUUCUUUUUUUGGUAAUGUCAGAAUUCUUUCACUUCUUACUUUAGUUUCUUUAUAAUUUAAAAUUUCUUACCAAAUAUUUUUUAUUUGGAAUUCUCUGUCCUUGUAAUUUUUUUUAAUCAUGUGGAUAUUAUAGACAAACUUAUUCUGCCAAUGUACAACUAUAAGUCUUUGUCAAAAUUAUUCUACCAGCUAACCGUCCAUCACAUUCAGCAUACUUUCAAGUAAAAUAUCACUGAUAUGUUCAUAUAUUACUUCAUUUUUAACUCUAGGUUCUGACUGAAACAGUUUACCUUUUUAAUAUCUUUCACACACACACACACACACAUCUUUGGGUCUUCAGCAGUUUGAAGCUUGACUGAUGGACUUGGUUUCACCUUUGGUAUACAUUAUUUCUUUGCUCAUCCCUGAUGCCAGUUAGGGAAAACACACAUCCUACCAAUAUCAAAGUAAUCUGCAGUGCAGAAAUAGUUGUUGAGUACAAUCAGUUGGAUUGUAUAUUGUUUUAUAUUGGUUGAAUAUUGCAUUGUUGUUCUGAUUAAAAGAUUGAUCAAAGCUUUUUGCGUAUUCUGGAAACCUAUUUUAUUCUUUAUAAAUGAAGAAUAAACCAAUUUUUCUUAUGUUCAUUUCAAAUAAACUAUUCAAAUUUGUUUUUUAAUACGAAUAUAUAUAACAAACUGGUACAGAGUAUUUUCUUGCUACCUAAAAUAAAAGGAAAGUAUUCUGAAGUGUCUUCAUGUUUAUAAUUAUUUAACAGUUUGUAUUAGGUAUCAUCAAUAUUUCAUUUGUUAGGGGUAUAAUCCGGAAUCUGAGGAAACAAGUGAUGUUCUACCUCAGCAACAGUUUUUCACCAGGAGAAUUUAAUAAGUUCAGUUGUAGGGGUGUCAUAUCCAACUCAAGUGUCCUUGUGUUAGAUUUUAUGCUACUUAGAGCAAUUGGACUCACUGAACGCUCCUAUUUUAUUUGACAACUUGUUGUGUGAAGAAUGAGCCACUUGUUGACUUAUUACCAGACAUUAUUGGGUAUUUAUCAUUUUCUGAUAUAUAUUCUCCCAUGCUGUGUAAAAUAUUUAUCAUCUUCAUCCCUCCUCUCUUUUUUUUUCUUUCAUACAUAUAUACAAUCUCACUCACUAUUGUAUCUAGGUAAAUUGUUUUUAAUCAAGUUGUGUCAAGUAUUUGUGAAUUUAAAAAAAAAAUUAAAUUACAAAUAUAUAUAAUUUGUUGUCAGUUUGUUAUAAAUAUUUUACCUUUCAUUUCAUUUGUAUUUUUCUCCAAAAUAAAAACUCUGUAAAGAUUUGUUUUUCAGUUUUUUUGGGGAGAUUUUUUAAAAUAAAAAUAAAAUAUUCAUUUUUUUAAAACAUCAUACCUGCUAUGUAUAAAUCAAAAUUUGUUCAAGAAUAAUUUGGAUUAUUUUUUUUUGUUUCUAGUUUUUUUUUUUAGUAUCAUCAUUUUGAUAAAAUUUAAAGUGCUUCUAUACAUGUUUUGAAUCUCUUACUUAUGCCAGUCCAACCAAAACUAGUUAUCCAGUAAAAAUGGUAACUACAUUUGUAAGUUUUAUUAUCUGGGAAAAUGAUAAUAUGCUUAGUUCAAAUCCAAACGUUCUGUAACGCACACUGCUAAUAUAUAAUUUACAUCACAUCUAACAAAUAGUACAUACAUUACUGUUAAUAACUGUAUUUAUCAACCAUCUGUGUGCCACUGGAGAUAUAUCACUUUUCAACAGUGAGCUAAUUUGGGAACCUCUGCAGUUGCUUGACCUACUGAAGCAGUCAAAUUUCCCUCAAAUUACAUUCUUUUGUACUAGAAGCUAAAACAUACAAGAUGGUCAUAGCUAGAACAUCUUUGAUCAUGGAUCUGCUUGAAUAGGGCAAACUUUGCAUUUGUUUAUUUCACUACAAUGCACAUUAUCUGAAUACAUUAAAAUUAACUGCUAGUGACAUGUAAAAAAAAUACAAAAUACUUGGAAAUCUCUUUAGAUUCAUCAUUCAGUUCUGUCAUAACUAUAGUUUACAUAUAACUGUCCAAUGUGAUUUUUUUUACCAUUUUCAACUUCAUUUCUCCUCAGUUUUUAUUCAAAUAUGUAUCCAGAGUAUACUUUGGAUAAAUUAAGUACUAUUACUCUGCAUUUCAUAUUUUCUGAAAGCACAGUACAUUUUUUUAUUUAAGAAUAUUACAUAUAUUUUGUGAUAUUGUGAUCGAAUAAAUUUUAUGAUAUUGAUCAGUACACUGUUUGUACAAUAUAUCACAGAUAUAUGCAUACAUAAAUGUAUAUAUACAAAUGUAGAUGGUUGUAUAUAUAAUUGUAAAGUUGAUGCAGACAUUCUUGUUUUUAUUUUACAUUUGUGAUUAACUUGUGAUAAUUAUCAAAGAUCUAUUAAAGGGAAAUCCCCUUAUUGCUCAAAAUACAACUAAAAUCUUGUCUUUUGAUUAACAAAAAUGUUGUGCUCUUAAUGGUUAGUAUGUUUUUCAUUAUUUUAUUUUUAACAUUCUAAAAUAUAUUACAGAUCUUCAUCACUAACAAACAUACCAUAUAGGGUUUUCAAUAUAGGGAUAUCAACUCACAAGCAUUAGACAACCACUAAUAAUGUAUGUAAAUUAAAAGAAUUCAUUGAAAUAGAUAAUGUAAAAUUAAUUUAUCAAAUAGUUUAUCAUUUGAAAAUACCUAACAGCUAUGUGGUUUGGGCACCAGUCUUUUGGUUCCUAGGGUUCAUGUUUUAUUGCAGACUCUGUAUUAUAUCUCUUGUAAAACAUUAAAUUUUACUUCUUCAAAUUUGUCUUGCUUAAUUAAUAAAUGAUCAUCAAUUGAUAUAGUCUUCCAACCCAUAUGAUUUGAUUUCUUAAAAUAAUUUUAUUCAUUCUUCAUUUAUGAAGUUGACAAUUUCCUAGUCUAGAUCUGACUGUAUUAAUACUAUCCUAAUUUCUUGGGAAAUGUUUUUUUUAUUUAGUGAAUAUUUAUACAGAUCUUUUUAUAUAUCUUUUCUUUUGAAGGCUUUUUUUAAAUUUUAGGUGUAAAGUUGAUU
Messenger RNA from Octopus sinensis (East Asian common octopus), 7213 nucleotides. Its product is annotated as ankyrin repeat domain-containing protein 27. The transcript is spliced from 27 exons. Gene Ontology annotation, biological process: early endosome to late endosome transport; neuron projection morphogenesis. Gene Ontology annotation, cellular component: plasma membrane; late endosome; tubular endosome. Lineage: Eukaryota; Metazoa; Mollusca; Cephalopoda; Octopoda; Octopodidae. The record is from RefSeq and is a predicted model, not a curated record. Gene Ontology annotation, molecular function: SNARE binding; guanyl-nucleotide exchange factor activity. The coding region runs from base 238 to 3126 and encodes 962 amino acids.